CCGAAUAGUUAACAUACAAUCAUGUCUGGUCGUGGAAAAGGUGGUAAGGCAAAGGGCAAGUCCAAGACUCGUUCAUCCCGUGCUGGUCUCCAGUUCCCAGUAGGUCGCGUACACCGAUUCUUAAGAAAAGGCAAUUAUGCCGAGCGUGUUGGUGCCGGCGCUCCUGUAUAUUUGGCUGCAGUACUCGAGUACUUGGCCGCGGAAAUACUGGAGUUGGCCGGUAACGCCGCUCGUGACAACAAGAAGUCCAGGAUCAUUCCACGUCACUUACAGCUUGCUGUCCGAAACGGCGAGGAGUUGAACAAGCUCAUGUCGGGAGUCACCAUCGCCCAGGGUGGUGUAUUGCCUAAUAUCCAGGCCGUUCUCCUGCCAAAGAAGUCCAACCCUAAAUCCAAGUAAACCACUAAGUAUGCACUGCAUACACAAACCAAACUGCCCUUUUCAGGGCCACCACAUCCUCCAAAAAGAGAACUACCGUAAUAAUUAUAAAUGAUGUGUGUUGUUGUGAACGAGUGUAGAAUUAGCGUAGCACUCAGAAUCGCAAAUAUUAUUGUAAGGGAAGGCAGGCCGGCAGCACGGCGAGAUGUUAUUUGAAUAAAAAAAACAAUAGUAUCUA
Saccoglossus kowalevskii is the source of this 616-nucleotide messenger RNA. Its product is annotated as histone H2A-like. NCBI's taxonomy places the organism in Eukaryota, Metazoa, Hemichordata, Enteropneusta, Harrimaniidae. Gene Ontology annotation, molecular function: DNA binding; protein heterodimerization activity; structural constituent of chromatin. The record is from RefSeq and is a predicted model, not a curated record. Gene Ontology annotation, cellular component: nucleosome.